Molecule: messenger RNA, 1018 nt
Organism: Manihot esculenta (cassava)
Lineage: Eukaryota; Viridiplantae; Streptophyta; Magnoliopsida; Malpighiales; Euphorbiaceae
Exons: 2
Coding region: 17-841 (274 amino acids)
Source: RefSeq, a predicted model, not a curated record
UUGGCGAGCGAGGAAGAUGGAUACCAAUGUCCGAAAAGAACGAAGAAGAAAGAUUGUGGAGAGAGGGGGUGAUCGUUUGGCUCUUAUCACCGGCCAAGUUCGUGCCCUUAGUGCAUCGCCGUCGUUACCAUCGCCGACACCGGCAUCAUCACCAUCGUCAGCAACUCAACGUCAACGUCAUGCACACACAGAAUCUUCUCCAUCAAUUAUGUUCAUGUCUAAUGAUAAUACUCAAACUCAAAUCCAUGCUGGUCCUGAGGAAACAGAUGGUGACUCUGAUUCCAAAUUGAUCAAAGGUAGGACCAUCAAUGAGUAUCCAGGGGCCAGAAUCUUCCAUAGAGGAAAUCCAAAAAGUGUGACAAGUCCUGAUCCCUUGUCCGGUAUGGACAAAAAUUUUGAGAUCUCAUCAUCAGUUCAAAAGCCACUAAGUCAGGCCAAAUUGUUCUCUUCCAAACGGAUAAACUCCUGCAUUAUAGCUUCUGAGAGAACGAGAGCUAUUUGUUCUCUCAUUAUAGCUUGUGUUGUGGUUAUUUCUAACAUUGAUUAUCCACUGAUUGGAUUUGACAUUAUGAGUUCAGAUAGCUUCAUUGCCUCCAGGCCUUUUUGCAUAAUCCUGCUAACUGAUGUAACAAUUGUGCUUGCGCUAUUGUUUCUUGAGAGUGGAAAUGACUCUGAGGAGGUUGACGAAGAAAAAGUUGCGGGUAAAGAAGAUGAAGAUAACUGGACUGGAGCAGUCAAGCUCUUGGAAAGAGGUUUGGUCCUGUACCAGAUCAUUCGCGGCAUCUUCAUUGACUGCAGUGUUUAUUUGGUUGUGGUCAUCUUUGGGCUCUCUCUAGUAUAGCUAAUUUGCCUACAAAUUAAACUGAUUAAUAAGAUAAUUUUAACCUUCUGCAGGCUGCACUUAGUUUGUAGGCAGUGCAGCCAAAAAAUAAUUUUUGUUAAGUUCCAUCUUGAUUGGUUUUAUUUUUUUUUCCCAGUUUCAAUGAAGAUAUGUUACAUUUUGUUUAUUGUUAUUGCC